AUGUUAGACAGUAUUGCGACAAAAUAUAUCCGAAAAUGGCUGGAAUUUCCUGUCUCUGCAACCCUUAGCAACGUGUUGUUUCCACAAAAUAAAUUUGGUCUGAAUAUUAUUCUCCCUUCGACAAAAUUUAUCCAAUGUCAAACUGUCUCUCGAUCAGCUUUAAAAUACUCACCAAACGUAGAUAUUAACAAUCUAUGGGCGGUGACGAGCACCAACAAGAACGUACAGUAUGACAUUUACAAAGACACAAAAGACGUACUUAAGGCAGUUAGAAAAGAAAACGAACAAACACUUCAAAACCACCUCAUUUCGCAAGGUUCUUUCUUUUCCAGUAUCAUGAAUCAUUCCACAUCCACAUUCAACUCUUUAUGGUCAUCCGUUCAGAGCAAACUUCCGAAAAACAUUUUUAACUUCACCAUCGGAUAUAUCAAUAACAUACUUCCAACACGAAAGAACCUAUCAAAAUGGGGACUAUCAUCAACAUCCGAUUGCUCUUUCUGCUCCUCACCUGAAACGCUGCUCCAUGUGAUUGCUGGAUGUAAGACAUAUUUAGACGAAGGCCGGUUUACAUGGCGACACGAUUCUGUUUUAAAUUUCCUCGCAUCCACUCUUACUGCUGUGAAAAAUUCCACACUUUACGCGGACAUUCCUGGUUUUAUGAAUCCAUCUGUUCUCACGGGAGAUCGUUUACGACCUGACCUUCUGCUGGUGACUGAAAACAGAUGUCUAUACAUCCUCGAGCUUACAGUCGGUUAUGAAUCCAAUCUGCUAGUUAACGCCAAUCGUAAGCGUCAAAAGUACCGUGAUCUAAUCAAUGAGCAGGAAGCGGAUUAUGAUAAAGUCAAGUUCGUCAAUUUAUCCUUGAGUACCUCGGAGUUUUUGGCCGAUCUUCUGAAAAUUUCGAUGGCAUGCUAAGUAGCCUUAAAUGUGAUGCCAAGUAUAGUAAAUACAUAAAAAAGCAAAUCGUGAACAUAUGCAUACGAACAUCAUAUUAUGUAUUUUGUAAACGAAACAAGGUGUGGGAUAACCCAAAAUUAAUGUUAAUAUAAUCCUUCUUAAAAUAAUUAUUGUACAAUAAAUAUAUAGUAUCAAUUCAAGUAGACAUUGAUAAACUACCUGUAAAGCGAGGUUUAUCAUUGUAGUUGUAUAUAUCUUAAUAAUCAAUAAAUAAAGUUUCCAUUAUAUGACAGGAACCACCCAUGUAUAAUCCCCGAGCCAACGGCGCUAGCUACUAAUUCCGCACGGCUAAUUAUACCUGGAUAUCAGGAUAUGUAAAAAUAUAACAAAGUUCAAAGUUGUCACUCCAUUUUGUUUCGACGUUAUGCGCAUGCACGAGUACAAGCUUUGGCUAAAUAAUGUUUUCUAUUUUGAUAGGACGUGUUUUGCUGUUUUACAGCUAAUUUUUGUUUUAAAUUUUGUAAAAAGUUUACAAAAGUACAAAUCUUCGAUUUUAAUAGGAAAUAAGCCAGCAGUUUCAUAAAUUAGUAUAGCUGUUCAACCGUGAAACAAAGUUUGUAAUAAUUGUUUUGAUGUUGAUAUUUUUAAUAAUUUAAUUGUUGUUGUGCAGGUUUGGGUGAGUGUAAACAUUUCAGUAGUAAAAUUCCAUGCCGUACUUGCUUUGUGUUGUCAAAUUUAUUCAUAUUUGCAAAAUUUUUAAGCCAUUCUUGAAGCUCAGUUCCAACGUAGUUCUCUUAAGUUCUUAUUAAAUUAUGCUUUGAAAUCUGACGCGUGGUUUGUUUUUUUCAUUUAAAGGACAAGAUCGAAGGAGGACGUGCGGGAGGACGAGACAGGUUACGAGGUGGAGACAAAAUAAAAGUAUCAACUUCAGUUGGAACUUUGGGAUACUUCGUCAGAUGUGAGAAUAGUUUGGGUAUUAUUAGCAACGCACAUGUGUUGAAGAAGGAAGGAUGUAAAGUACUUAGUGUUCCAGAAGGUAGCAAUGAAACUCCUAUUGCCAAAGUAGAGAAGGUAAUAAUCGUUAACAAUUUAUUAAGUUUUUUUUAGGUUUAUUUGAACACUUUUCAAACUAUUCGGUACGUUCAUAGCUACUUUGUUUGAAACCACGGGAACUUUUCUCCUUGUGUAUAUUAUAAUUAUUUAUAUAUAUAUAAUUAUUUAUGAAAUAAAGUACGAAACAAACGUUGUUACUCAGAGUUUCAUGCCUGAGUUUGCAGACAAUAUUCGGACAACUAUAAAGUUCUGGGGCCGGUUGUACGAAAGGUGGAUAAGUUAUCCAGUGGAUAAGUCCUAUCCAAUGGAUAUGCAGAUAGUCCUAUUUGCCGAAUAAAAAUGCGUUGUACGAAGCACGGAUAGUAGGGUGAAUAGCUAUCCGUCGGAUAACCUUAAUUUUAAACGGAGAAAACCGGAUUCAGUUCCUGAAAUUUCUUAUCUCCGGCAUCAGCUGUUGCUAGGUAUUUGUAAACUUUUGUUGUAAUAUCUUCGUAUAACUAGUGCAUGAAUUCCACUAACCUCUGAACUAUCAAAUUGCAAUGUGAAUUCCACUAACCUUUGAACUAUCAACUUCUUUAUGCGAAGGCAAUAACAAAGACUGCGAGCUUUGUUUUCUUGUUUCAAUACGUUGAUUCAGUUUUAUUUUAUAUACGGUCCAAAUAUUUGUCCUUUGACCUUUCACUUCAUUCAAAACAAUUUUAAUAAUAUUUUCCCGCAAGAUUUGAUUGGGUGAUCAAGGCCAGCGAACAAAAUUUUUCGACUUUCGGCGCCUUAAUUGUCGUCUACUUAUAUGCAGCUAUAUUUGUUUGGCGUUGAAGGCAAUGAAGGGAACUCAUUUAAUGAAAGUUUUAUUGCUUGUUUUCGAGCAAUAUAAUAGAAAAAAAGAAGGAAAAAAUCCAGAAAACGUAACGUCUAAGCACUGAGACUGGUCUGCGUAAAAUGUGGCAAAGUCAUGGCAUUAUUUAAUGGGCAAGUGACUCAAAGUGAGCUCGGACCAGCGAGGCUCGGUACGUCAAGAGCAAGAGAAGUCAUAAGUAAGUUUCCAUGUGUAUUUAGUGUCAAGAAAGGGACUUCUUAACGGUAUUUGUCCAUUUCUAUCACAAUAGCAAUCCCUUUUAAAUGAAAUACACAUUGUUUUGUCUUCAAACUUUGAGUUUAUCCGCCGGAGAGUGGAUUAAACUAACUCCGGACCUUGGAUAAAUUUAUCCAACGGAUAAUGCAUUUUAUCCGUUGGAUAGCGCUAUCCAAGCUUCGUACAACGCGACUUUCACUCCGGAUAAAAUUUAUCCGCUGGAUAGGGACUUAUCCGAACUAAAAAGACGCGGAGUAAAAAGGUAAUUUAUGUUCCCGACAAAAGACCCAGUAGUAUAAGGCGUGUAAGGAAAUUUCUUUCUGAAGUCCCAUGAGAUUUUAUGGUAUCCUCCAACCGAUCAUGUGAAGAAAACUUAAAUAAUUUUACAUGUGUUAUCAACUACGCUUUGGAUACCUUAACACCUUUGAAAGCUGUAGUAACAAACCACAACGAUCGACCAUGGAUGAACAAUAACUUGAAAACCCUUAUUAAUAAAAGGCAAAAAGAUUUUGACCAAGGUAACCAAACACUUUACAAAAUGUUACGAAACAAAGUCAAUCGUUCCAGAAUAAGGUGUCGCAAGUUGUAUUAUGAAAACAAGGUCGGGGAUAUGAAGCAUACUAAACCAAAGGACUGGUCGAGGGAAGUGAAACGGUUUUGUGGUCUUUCCAUGGGAACACCUGAUAAUAUUUUUGCAAACCUAGAACAGGAUACACAAGAUUCCAUUGUUCUUAGUAAUCUGAUAAAUGAGACGUUUUUGAACCCAUGCUUAAUUACCCUCCUUUAAACGAUAAUGUGGCUGUUAUAUCUGAAAACAAUACCCCAAUUGUUGUUUCUGUCGAAGACGUGUUGUUUCAUCUACAGCGUAUUGGUUCGGGUGAAUCAAAUGGCCCCGAUAAUCUACCGAAUUGGGGGUUGAAAUCGUUUGCAGAUCUACACGCCGAACCUGUUACUGUGAUAUUGAAUGCGUCUUUCCGGGAGGAAUAG
Messenger RNA from Paramuricea clavata, 4009 nucleotides. Lineage: Eukaryota; Metazoa; Cnidaria; Anthozoa; Malacalcyonacea; Plexauridae. The record is from the annotation of a GenBank genome assembly.